AUGGGGGCCUGGAGGAAAGAAAGGGGCCAGUGUGGUGGCUUGGAGGUGGGAAAGGGGCCUGUCUGGUGGCCUGGAGGUGGGAAAGGGGCCAGUCUGGGGGCCUGGUGGAAAGGAAAAGGGCCAGUCUGGGGCCUGGAGGUGGGAAAUGGGCCUGUCUGGUGGCCUGGAGGUGGGAAAGGGGCCUGUCUGGUGGCCUGGAGGUGGAAAGGGGCCUGUCUGGUGGCCUGGUGGAAAGAAAGGGGCCAGUCUGGUGGCCUGAGGAAAGAAAGGGGCCAGUCUGGUGGCCUGCAGGAAAGAAAAGGGGCCAGUCUGGGGGCCUGGAGGGAAAGGGGCCAGUCUGGGGGCCUGGAGGUGGGAAAUGGGCCUGUCUGGUGGCCUGGAGGUGAAAAGGGGCCUGUCUGGUGGCCUGGAGGUGGGAAAGGGGCCUGUCUGGUGGCCUGGAGGAAAGGGGCCAGUCUGGUGGCCUGCAGGAAAGAAAAGGGCCAGUCUGGGGGCCUGGUGGAAGGAAAGGGGCCAGUCUGGGGGCCUGGAGGUGGGAAAUGGGCCUGUCUGGUGGCCUGGAGGUGGGAAAGGGGCCUGUCUGGUGGCCUGGAGGUGAGAAAGGGGCCUGUCUGGGGGCCUGGAGGUGAGAAAGGGGCCAGUGUGGUGGCCUGGAGGAAAGAAAGGGGCCUGUCUGGGGGCCUGGUGGAAAGAAAGGGGCCUGUGUGGGGGCCUGGAGGUGAGAAAGGGGCCAGUCUGGGGGCCUGGAGGUGGGAAAUGGGCCUGUCUGGUGGCCUGGAGGUGGGAAAGGGGCCAGUCUGGUGGCCUGCAGGAAAGAAAAGGGCCAGUCUGGGGGCCUGGAGGGGCCAGUCUGGGGGCCUGGAGGUGGGAAAUGGGCCUGUCUGGUGGCCUGGAGGUGGGAAAGGGGCCUGUCUGGUGGCCUGGAGGUGGGAAAGGGGCCUGUCUGGGGCCUGGAGGUGGGAAAGGGGCCUGUCUGGUGGCCUGGAGGUGGGAAAGGGGCCUGUCUGGUGGCCUGGAGGUGGGAAAGGGGCCUGUCUGGGGGCCUGGAGGUGGGAAAGGGGCCUGUCUGGUGGCCUGGUGGAAAGAAAGGGGCCAGUCUGGUUGCCUGGAGGAAAGAAAGGGGCCAGUCUGGGGGCCUGGAGGAAAGAAAGGGGCCAGUCUGGGGGCCUGGAGGUGAGAAAGGGGCCUGUCUGGUGGCCUGGUGGAGGAAGGGCCAGUCUGGUGGCCUGCAGGAAAGAAAAGGGCCAGUCUGGGGGCCUGGAGGUGAGAAAGGGGCCAGUCUGGGGGCCUGGAGGGAAAGAAAGGGGCCAGUCUGGGGGCCUGGAGGUGGGAAAGGGGCCAGUCUGGUGGCCUGUGGAAAGAAAGGGGCCAGUCUGGGGGCCUGGAGGUGAGAAAGGGGCCAGUGUGGUGGCCUGGAGGAAAGAAAGGGGCCUGUGUGGGGGCCUGGUGGAAAGAAAGGGGCCUGUGUGGGGGCCUGGAGGUGAGAAAGGGGCCAGUCUGGUGGCCUGGAGGAAAGAGAGGGGCCUGUCUGUUGGCCUGGAGGUGAGAAAGGGUCCUGUCUGGGGGCCUGGAGGUGAGAAAGGGGCCAGUGUGGGGGCCUGGAGGUGGGAAAGGGGCCAGUCUGGUGGCCUGGUGGAAAGAAAGGGGCCUGUCUGUUGGCCUGGAGGUGAGAAAGGGGCCAGUGUGGUGGCCUGGAGGAAAGAAAGGGGCCUGUGUGGGGGCCUGGUGGAAAGAAAGGGGCCUGUGUGGGGGCCUGGAGGUGAGAAAGGGGCCAGUCUCGUGGCCUGGAGGAAAGAAAGGGCCAGUCUGGGGGCCUGGAGGGGCCAGUCUGGGGGCCUGGAGGAAAGAAAGGGCCAGUCUGGGGGCCUGGAGGUGAGAAAGGGGCCAGUCUGGGGCCUGGUGGAAAGGGGCCUGUGUGGGGGCCUGGAGGUGAAAAGGGGCCUGUCUGGUGGCCUGGUGGAAAGAAAAGGGCCAGUGUGGGGACCUGGAGGUGAGAAAGGGGCCAGUCUGGGGGCCAGCCAGUGGGGGCCUGGAGGUGAGAAAGGGGCCAGUGUGGGGGCCUGGAGGUGA
This is a messenger RNA of Oncorhynchus keta (chum salmon), 2070 nucleotides long. RefSeq names its product fibroin heavy chain-like. The record is from RefSeq and is a predicted model, not a curated record. The coding region runs from base 1 to 2070 and encodes 689 amino acids. NCBI's taxonomy places the organism in Eukaryota, Metazoa, Chordata, Actinopteri, Salmoniformes, Salmonidae. The transcript has 3 exons.